This is a messenger RNA of Plodia interpunctella (Indianmeal moth), 4788 nucleotides long. RefSeq names its product gluon (gene glu). Bases 484 to 4359 code for a protein of 1291 amino acids. Gene Ontology annotation, biological process: mitotic chromosome condensation. Lineage: Eukaryota; Metazoa; Arthropoda; Insecta; Lepidoptera; Pyralidae. The record is from RefSeq and is a predicted model, not a curated record. The transcript is spliced from 24 exons. Gene Ontology annotation, molecular function: ATP binding; ATP hydrolysis activity; protein binding. Gene Ontology annotation, cellular component: chromosome; condensin complex.
AUUGUUAAAUGGACGAUAACGAUAUCUAGAAUCAAAUGCGGAUUUAUAAGUCAAAAUGUUGAAUUAGUAGGUGAAAUAUGGCUUUACUAAGUACUUAUUAGUAAGCCAUGUUUCUGAGAUCUAGAAACUUCAAUAUUUGUAUGGCAGACCCUUUAUAUAUGAGAAUUCUUGGUUUGCGAAAAGUUAGCAAAAGAGAUAAUUUUUUGACAAGUGACAACGGAAAAAUUUCUAGUUGUUUUCUAGGCCAACAGUCGCUGCUCUAAAUAAUUAAAAAAUAACUUAAACUGACUGCGUCAACGACAACUGUCACUAUCACUUCAAAAGCUAUAAAACUACAACAAACCGCGGUUUUGAUUUGGAAACGGUUUGUUUAUAAUAAUUUAUUUUGCCAUUAUCCUGAUUUAUUUAUCCUGACCCUGAACAACAUAAGUGUUCUAAACGUUGUGCAUCGUUUUUUAUAUUCACAUAUCUGCAAGUAAAAAUAUGCAGAAAACAAAAAAGAAGAGAGGAGACGAAGAGCCGAUGGAAGUGGAGGAGGGCCCUGCACCAUCACAAAACGGGGGAUCUCAAAAAUCUGAUGAAAACAACGCAAUGAACGGUGACAUUGAUCAUAUUUCUGACGACGACGAAGGUGGAGUGCGUAUUGGAGAUAUUUAUAUACCACCAGCGCCUAAGCCAGCGCUAACAUUCGAUGCUACUGGUCCCAGGCUUCUCAUUACUCACAUUGUUAAUGAGAAUUUUAAAAGUUACGCAGGCGUGCAGACUUUGGGGCCUUUCCAUAAGAGUUUCACAGCCAUAAUUGGCCCCAACGGCAGUGGCAAGAGUAAUGUUAUCGACUCCAUGCUGUUUGUGUUUGGCUAUCGAGCCACAAAGAUCCGUUCCAAGAAGAUUUCUGUGUUAAUUCACUCCUCGAGCAAGUUCCCUCACAUCAAUAGUGCCAGUGUUGCAGUACAUUUCUGUCAGAUUAUAGAUGGGGAGGGCGAGGAGUUCACAGUGGUCCCCAACAGCGAGAUAGUGGUGACCCGCACCGCAUUCAAGGACAACUCGUCCUGCUACACGCUGAACAACCGCCGGGUGCAGUUCAAGGAGGUGGCCAGGAUGUUGAGGUCGCACGGCAUUGACCUGGAUCACAAUAGAUUCCUUAUUUUGCAGGGCGAGGUGGAGCAGAUAGCGAUGAUGAAGCCCAAAGCGCAGACUGAACACGAGUCAGGCAUGCUCGAAUAUCUGGAGGACAUCAUCGGCACGUCUAGAUAUAAGGAACCAAUAGAGAAGCUGUCAGUCAAAGUGGAGGAAUACACAGAGAUGCGAAAGGAGAAGUUAAAUAGAGUGCGCCUGGUGGAACAAGAGAAGCAGAAGCUGGAGCAGCCAAUGAGAGAAGCGGUGGAACAGAUGAACCUGACCAACACUAUGCUGCGGACUAGGAAUAUGCUGCUGCAGAAGUAUAUACACGAAACAAACAAAAUAAUCGACAACAAGGAAAAGGAAAUGGACGAAUUGAAACAGAACUUGAACGCAAUAGACGAAAAGUUGAACAAGAUCAAAGAUGAGUUGCAUGAGAAAACUACUGUACUCAAAAAUGGCACACAAAAAUAUGACGACCUUCAAAAACAGAAGGACGAGAUAUCGGAGAAGUUGCAGCAGUAUAAGAAGCAAACAGUCUCAGUAGUAGCGGACACCACUCAGGGGAAUAAGAAGAAGAAGAAUUUGCAGCAAUUGCUGGCGCAGGAGAAGGGGAAACUUGUUGACUUAGAGCUGGUGCCCGAUAAAAACAAGCGAGAAAUCGAAGAGUGUGAGAAACUGCUAGAGAAACACGAGAAGAACAAGAAACAAGCUGAAGAAGAGCUAGAAACUGUCAUGGCGGGUGUUAGGUCCAAAACCCAAGGUCUGCAAGAGACCAAAGACAGACUACAAGCCAAACUAAUUGACUUGAAGAAGAUAGUGGACGAGGCGAAUAAGCAGUACAAGUUGGCGGAAUCAGAACUGAAAAUAUACUUGAGCACAGAACAGAAGGAGAGUGAGAAGUUAGAAAAGAUAAAGGAGGCGUAUGAGAAGGCGCAGAGUGAUUUGGAAGAUAAGAAAGCGUUACAAGAAGAGUUAUCAACCACGGUGCCUUUAAAAGAGAAACAGUUGCAAGAGAUCCAGACCAAACUGCAGACUUUGAAGAAAGAGGAGGCCACGGUGUCGAGUGAAGCCAGAUCGUUGAGAGCUCAGUUAGAAGAAUCGAGACAAGCAAUGAGCGCGAACAAAUCCAGAGGCAGAGUUCUAGACGCGCUCAUGAAGGAGAAACAGCGAGGCAACUUGCCCGGAGUGUUUGGAAGAUUGGGAGACCUCGGUGGUAUAGACGCGAAAUACGACGUCGCAAUAUCCACCUGUUGUGGCCCUUUGGACAACAUAGUGUGUGACACUGUGGAGACCGCCCAGGCUUGUGUGGAGUUCCUCAAGCGUCACGACAUAGGACGAGCCACUUUCAUAGCGCUCGACAAGCAGCAGCAUCUGAAGCAAUAUUACGAGAGGAAUGUUACGUAUCCAGAAAACGCGCCUCGUCUAUUCGACCUGGUCAAACUAAAAGAUUUACGAGUCCAACCGGCGUUCUACUUCGCAUUGCGCGACACACUAGUCGCGAACGAUCUAGAACAAGCGACGCGGAUAUCGUACGGAACCACCAGAUAUAGGGUGGUCACUCUCAAGGGCGACGUCAUUGAGAUUGCCGGCACGAUGUCGGGCGGCGGCCGCAGCGCCGCGCGCGGGCGCCUGUGCAGCGCCGGCGCCGGCGGCGGCGGCCGGGACCCCGCGCUGCUGCAGGACAAGGAAAACAAACUUAACAGCUUGGAGAUGAGGCUAACGGAGCUUCGCAAUGAACAAGUCAACUUAGAAGAUUCGGUGGUGUCACUACAGAGGAGCACUCGCGAAGGAAAGACUACAUUACAUAAGCUAAAUGUGGAACUCAACAGCCUGACUGAACAACUGCCUGUUUUAAAGAACCAAAUAAAGCAUCAAGAAGUCAAGGCCUCGUCGAGCAAAGUGGACUCGAAACAUAAAGCGAAGUUGGAAGCCGCUUUGAAAAUAGCGGAGGAAAAACUGGACAACGCUAAACACGACGCUGGCGAGGUAGAAAAAGAGGUUCACGGCGUGGACGCACAAAUAUCUGCGGUGGCGGGCGGCAAAGUCAAGGAUUUACAGAAAAACGUCGAUGAGCUGACCAAAAAAAUCGAUAAAGUCUCCACUGAGAUCACAAAGUUGCGCGUCGCUAUUAACACCAGCAUAAGGAACGCGAAGAAGUCCAAAGACAAGAUAAACCUAAUGGAAGCUGAUUUGUCGGAGACGGAGAAGAAUUUGGAGAAUCUGAACAAUCAGAAGAAACAGCUCACUCUUGACACUGCGCAGCUGCAGAAGAAAUUUGAUGAGCUAGAGGAGCAAAUAAACGAAGGUAUUGGUGAGUUCUCGGAACUAAAGCAGGAGAUAGCGAAACUGCAGAGCAAGGAGAAUAAGAUCAAGAGUGAGCGGUUGGAGGCCAACAACGCCGUGGACAAGAUGAGCAAGACCAUACUGGACUGUCGGAGCAAGGCGCCCAUGUGGGACAAGGAGCUGAAGACCCUGAAGCUAGAAGAUCCAGGUUUAGACGGUAUACCCGGCAUAGAGCGGCCGUCGCCGCUAGACAAACACACAGCAGAAGAGUUAGAGGAGUCUUCGGUAGAAGAGCUGCGGAACAGACUGGCGGCGCAGAAGACGCGGCUGGGAGAUGCCAAACCCAACAUACAGGCUAUACAGGACUAUAAAACGAAAGAGGAGUUAUAUAUAAAGCGCGCAGCAGAACUAGACGAGAUCACCACAAAGAGGAACGAGAUGCGGGCGCUCUACGACCAGCUGAGGAAGAAGCGCACCACUGACUUCUUGUGCGGUUUCAACACGAUAACGAGUAAACUGAAGGAGAUGUACCAAAUGAUCACUUUGGGAGGCGACGCCGAAUUAGAAUUAGUCGAUUCGUUAGAUCCUUUCACAGAGGGCAUCAUAUUUAGCGUCCGUCCCCCGAACAAAUCGUGGAAGAACAUAUCUAACUUGUCCGGAGGCGAGAAGACUCUAUCGUCUCUAGCGCUCGUGUUCGCGCUACAUUACUACAAGCCCACGCCGCUCUACGUCAUGGACGAGAUCGACGCGGCUCUAGAUUUCAAGAACGUCUCUAUUGUGGCUAAUUAUAUUAAGGAGCGCACGCGAAACGCGCAGUUCAUAAUAAUAUCCCUGCGAUACAACAUGUUUGAAGUCUCCAACAGACUGGUCGGCAUCUACAAGACAGAGGACUGCACAAAGUCUGUUACCAUAGAGAAUAAAGUGCCUGAACACGUCAAUGAUGUCGCUGGUUAAUAUGGUGUUUAGGGUUCUGUAGUUCAAGAGGUAAAAACCCUUAUGGGAUAACUUCGUUGUCCGUCUGUUUAUCAAAAUCCUAUUUUUCAGGAGGUUGAAAUGUAUAUUAAAAGCUCUGAUCUAAGAUUAGACGAUCACAGUUGUGAAAUGGAAACUCGUUUUGCAUGAGUAGGGCGGCCUUCCACUAUUUUGAUCAAAUUGUUGGAAAAAUCUCACAUCACACGUACUAACCAGAUAUAGUAAAUAUAUAGUAAAACUCGACCAAACGGCCAAAUUGGGUAAUUUGGCCAAAGAAACUUUACAGUGGAACACCACCGUUAGGUAAAUUUUCUGUAAUUAAGUGAACUAUUUUUGUACUUCGUUGAAUGAUUAGAAGUGUUAAGGUUCUGUGAUAAGGAUGUAUUUUAAACAAUAAAAUAUUACAGAAAU